Molecule: messenger RNA, 1081 nt
Organism: Agrilus planipennis (emerald ash borer)
Lineage: Eukaryota; Metazoa; Arthropoda; Insecta; Coleoptera; Buprestidae
Product: growth arrest-specific protein 2-like
Exons: 5
Coding region: 380-1066 (228 amino acids)
Biological process (GO): actin crosslink formation
Cellular component (GO): actin filament
Molecular function (GO): cytoskeletal adaptor activity; actin filament binding
Source: RefSeq, a predicted model, not a curated record
AGCGCUUUACCGGUUACGUACGCAGAGCUUUUGCUCGUUCGUACCGAUGUCGACUACCGAAGCAGCUUUGCCUAUUACACACAACAAUACUACCGCAACCUCAACACGGCAAUAAUUAUUUUCAUUCCGAUGCUUCUCGCUAUCAUUACGGCACAUAGAAGCUGCUGCGUCCCUCGUCCAAUACUUCGUCCGGCGAGUUAAAAGAAAAUCGUGUAGUGGAAAAGUGUCGUGCAAAAGUGAUGGAUUAACUAACACGUGCGGUAGUUGUAACACGAACAAAUAGACAAGUAAUGAUACGAUAAAGUUGUGCGAACUUUUCUUCUUUUAAAAACCUAUUACAAGUUUUAUUCAGUCUACGAUUUAAUAAAGGACCGAUGCAAUGUCGUAUUACCGUGGAAAUGUGGCCCGCAGUAGAAAUAGUUGGGGCCCAAUGUCUAUGUCAAUGGACUUUCACAGACUGGAUCCAGAUCCGCAUUACGCAGAAGAGUGUACCGAAAGGAUGCUCAGUGCUCAAAUGCGCCAACUGGAUCCUUUGAAGGAAGAUUUAGCCGAAUGGCUUAACAAAACGCUAGGAAUUUGUUUUCUUACUGGAGAAAAUUUGCUAAGUGAACUGGAUAACGGGGUUAUUCUGUGUCACCUGGCGCACGUUAUACAUGACCAGGCUGUGAAAAUGGUCGAUGCCGGUCUUGCAAAAGGUCCUCCACCAAAAAUACAAGGGAAGUGUUUUGAAAGAGCGAUGCGACGAAGUUUCUUUUCGAGGGAUAACAUGGAAAAUUUCAUCAAAUUUUGUAGAUCAUUAGGAGUUCAUCAAAAUUUACUUUUUGAAAGCGAUGACUUAGUGUUACACAAUCAACCUCGAAAUGUGAUUUUGUGUUUAUUGGAAGUCGCUCGUUUGGCGCACAACAAAUACAGGAUAGAACCGCCAGGUCUUGUACAACUGGAAAAAGAAAUUGCGGAAGAAGAAAGAAACAAUUCUGCGGAUUCGGGACUCGGAUCCUUAUUGUCCUGGCAAUUUCAAGCGACACCUCCGCGCAUUAUGACUAACAGGAUGCGGCACAGCAGGUAAGUUUACUUACAGUAU